AUGGAUACACUGAGCAGUUGCUAUCGGCUCAAAGAACGAUGCCUGCAGAACAACUACUAUCAGGUCAAAGAACGAUACCUUCAGAACAACUACUAUCAGAUCAAAGAACGAUACCAGCAGAAUCACUACUAUCAGCUCAAAGAACGAUACAAGAAGAGCACCUACUAUCAGGUCAAAGAACGAUACCAGCAGAACAAUUAUUAUCAGGUCAAAGAACGAUACCUGCAGAACAACUACUAUCAGAUCAAAGAACGAUACCAGCAGAACAACUACUAUCAGCUCAAAGAACGAUACAGGAAGAGCACCUACUAUCAGGUCAAAGAACGAUACCAGCGGAGCAAUUAUUAUCAGGUCAAAGAACGAUACCUGCAGAACAACUACUAUCAGCUCAAAGAACGAUACCAGCACAACAACUACUAUCAGCUCAAAGAACGAUACAGGAAGAGCACCUACUAUCAGGUCAAAGAACGAUACCAGAGGAGCAAUUAUUAUCAGGUCAAAGAACGAUACCGGCAGAACAACUACUAUCAGCUCAAAGAACGAUACCGGCAGAACAAUUGCUUUCAGCUCAAAGAACGAUACCAGCAGAGCAACUACUAUCAGGUCAAAGAACAAGACCUGCAGAACAACUACUAUCAGCUCACAGAACGAUACCGGCAGAGCAACUACUAUCAGGUCAAAGAACAAUACCGGAAGAGCUCCUACUAUCAGAUCAAAGAACGAUACCAGCAGAGCAACUACUACUAG
This is a messenger RNA of Biomphalaria glabrata, 747 nucleotides long. RefSeq lists its product as uncharacterized. The coding region runs from base 1 to 747 and encodes 248 amino acids. NCBI's taxonomy places the organism in Eukaryota, Metazoa, Mollusca, Gastropoda, Planorbidae. The record is from RefSeq and is a predicted model, not a curated record. The transcript has a single exon.